Messenger RNA from Anopheles coustani, 6402 nucleotides. RefSeq lists its product as uncharacterized. Gene Ontology annotation, molecular function: microtubule binding. Bases 1 to 6402 code for a protein of 2133 amino acids. Gene Ontology annotation, biological process: microtubule cytoskeleton organization. The transcript has 10 exons. NCBI's taxonomy places the organism in Eukaryota, Metazoa, Arthropoda, Insecta, Diptera, Culicidae. Gene Ontology annotation, cellular component: cilium; cytoplasmic microtubule. The record is from RefSeq and is a predicted model, not a curated record.
AUGUUUUUCCGUCGAGUGUUUUCGAAGAACGGGACGAGUUCGUCGAGUAGUGGCGAAAGUGCGCCCUCUCCGGCGAUAAGGAAUAACAACGUGCCGCCAAUGAUGAUGUCCUCGUCGACCGGUGGGGUCCCCGUGGAGUCCCCCGCCCGGUACCGGCGAGCGCUGAACGUGGAAAACAAUCACCGGGUGCUGUCGGUGCUGCAGUUGACGCCCCUGUGGGAGUACAUCAUUCGCAACAAUGAGCUGCCGGUCGGGUUGAACAUGAACGAGCUUUUCCGCGAGUUUCUUGAGCGCCUGCACGAUCCGGAAUUUCAGGUUCGCCAGCACGCCCUGCGUGUCCUGAUCGACGUGAUCAUUGUUCUGCGCGACGAAACCGACAUAUACUUUGCUCCGCUACUGCCUCCGAUCAUCGACAAUCUCGGGCAUCCAUCGCCCGCCGUCCGAAAGGGCGCCCUGGACGUGCUGAAGGUGUACAUCGCGCAAACAAAGCUCCCCGAGACCGUCAUGCUAGAGAUCAUGAACUACGGUAUGGAUCGUAACCCGAAGGAUCCACUCAGCAGUCGGUACAUCGUCGGGGUCAUGCUGGCACUUCCAUCGCUGAUCCAACCGGCCAUUCUCACCGCAAAGCGCACCUUUAUCCUGCGAGCUGUCAUCAAUGCUCUUGGCGGAAAGAUGGUGCAGAUCACGUAUCAGGAGAUCGCACUGAAGAUCCUGCUGAAGAUCAAAAACACGAUCGGAUCGCGCGAGUUCUACGAGUGCAUUUCCGUCGCCUAUAGGCGCGACUUUGAUCUCCUCUGCAACGUGUAUGGGUUGCCCAAUCCACCGAAGAGCCCUCGCCGGGAUCCGGUGGUGCCACCGGGGGAAGUGGCACCGGUUGGUAGUGGCGAGCUGCGGAAGUCGUGGAAGCCAGCCGUUGGUCCACCGGUGCAACCACUCUCGCCAAAGGCGCAUCGAUGGAAAUCUGGCAGCUACGGCGACAUUUCUCGUGCAGGAAGCCAAGAACGAGGCCUGCGGAGUCGGACCGCGUCAGCGGAGCGAGUCCAGCGCCAGCACGACUACGUGCUUAGCAAGGGACCGACGGGUGCACCGCUGUUGCGCCGAGUCAGCCUCGAGCAGAUAGACGACUCGAAGGUGAUCAUGGAGACGGAGAUCAAAAUCAACAAGGAGUCGGUUACGAUGCGCAUCCUGGAGGCGGAUCAAUCGAACUCCAACUCCAACUCCAUCAGCGAAGAAAGUGAUGAAGACAACGCCAACAAGCGAUUUGGGGUAGUGCGUGUCCUUACCGACAGCGAGCUCGAAGAGAGCGUGACGGUGAAGUCAAUCGCGGGCAGUCAAAGCCUCUCGAGGCAGGAUACAAUGCUGCAGUCAUCCGACACGGACUACAUCCGAAGGACGCCCCGUCGCGUGCGGUUUGGUGGUGAGAUCGUUAAAAUGCGAACCCCCGACAGUGACACCUUCGACCUAAGUGAUCAUGACGGUCUUUCACAGUCGCAGUCAUCCAACCAGAUGCUAUCCUCUACGACGACCACAUCCGAACGGACAUCUUCUGCGGGACCUCAGCGAUCCUCACUAAAAUCGACUCUCUCGUCAUCGGAACGGAGCAGUGCGACGCCUAUGAUGCGACGCCAGUACUCUCAGUCAGCGGACACCGAACGAUCCUCACCUCCGGACACAUCGUCGAUGAUUGCAUCCUCCGAUUUUAGUAACCACUCCAAACCGCGACCAUCGUCGGCAAAAUCGGCUACCAUAGAUACAUCUUUCGUAAGCGAACUGAACUCGGGAUCGGAUCCGGAGGAUAACAUUUACCCAUCUCAGAGUAUCAGUGAGAUGCCGGAGAAAAUUGACACUAGCACAAGGAGCUCCACACGUCCCAAGUCAUCUCUUUCUAGGCCAAAAACGGCAAAAACUCCUCCAGAACCAGAGCCGGCUGAAAGCGUUCCGCCGGCGGCCAUCAACACGCCCGAAACACCCGAUACUCAAAGUCAUCCAAUGCCUCCAGCACCGAAUCCCGUUCCAGCGCUGGACGCUAGCGCCAUUCUGGCGGACAAAAUCGAAGAGGUGCGACAAGCCAUCCAGGGCAUCGAAAGUAAAAUUCAAAACGUGGUACUGCAGAAGGCCGACUCCGUCGAUGCGGCCAAGGAGAAGGCGGCCACGAGAGACGUAGGAGCUGCUGCUGCUGCUCCGAAACUCGAAUCGAAUCUGUCUCUCGAGGUACUGAUGAAGACCAACGGCACUGAAAAUGCAGAAAACCUCGAGCGGGAUCCCUCGCAAGCCGAACACAACGACAAGGACUACACUAAGGAGCUCAACAUCGAAAUACCGGGCGAGGAAAAGCUUCAGAAUGCUCCACCAGGACGAUCACCAAUGGGCAAAGAUGAUCCGAAGGAGCCGAAACCAACCGUUCCGAGAAUCGUUCGAUCCGGAAUUCCCCGCCUACACACAAUGCCCUCACCCAAGACGAUGCGAAAAGCGCACGCUGAAGCGAGCGGCAGACAAUCGACAAAAAUGGGACCAACCAAGGGACAACUCACACCUCAACUUCCGGCGGAUGGUAGGGGUAGGGCACGGGUUCGCAGUCGAUCGGCAACGUCCGCUUCUCUUAGGCGCAGCGUGUACAUCAGCCCAUCGUCCCUUAGCCCCAAACCGCAUAGCGGCAUCGAGAUGAUUCACAAUCUCCUGCGCAGCCCAUCCACAUCUCCGCACAGGAGUCGACGGAAAAGUUCGGCCGCCAGUGAGUUCAUCGAUUCCAUCGCAUCGAACGACAACAACAACAAUAAUCAACUCAUCUCCAACAACCUUGGCGGAGAGAGCGGUCGAACGGACAAGUGUGUCAACGUGAACGAGGAGGACAUCUUUGACGUAUUCGGGAAAACGAUUGCUACGCAAACUUCCGUGGACGAGCUGGCGGAACCGGUAUUCGUUCCAUUCAGCCGAGCUCCUUCUUCUAAAGUUGGCAUAAGAGUCGAUGUGAACGGGAACCAAGCGGAACCUCCUUCUAGUAGUACGAGCGUCCCGAAGGAUGAGAAAUCUAGCGAACACGAACUUCCUUCCAGACUGUUGCCAUCACCGAAGCCUUCGCAAGAACAACGGAUUGUCAACUCCUGGGAGGAUCUUGGGAUCGUCAGCCAGCUCACACUGUUUCAGCUUAAGAGCGGAGACUGGCGAUUGCGAUCCCAAGGAUUCUGCAGCAUCGAAGAGGCGCUCAAGUCUACCGACAAUCUAGCGAAGGUGCAACCGUACCUGGAAUCGCUACUGCGCACACUGCUGUCUUCCGAGCGGAACAUCGAUGUCAUCGACGACAAGGUACGGAUGUUGGUCAACCUGGUGUCACGGCUUCCGCUGGAGAACCUGGAAGAUCGGGUGGCCCAAAUCAUGACCGGUCUGUGCCGACAAGGUGGACCCGGCAGCAACACGGUGGCGAAGGCGCUAAUGCAACGUCUACCAACUGCGGCCAUUGUUCAGCGACUUCUUUCCGACGACUUCCUGCAUGCCAAAAGCUCCAAGUUUCGCGAGAAUGCACUGCAGAUGGUGUUGUUUGCAUUGAUGACAUUUCCGAGUACCUACUUCGACAUCAAAACGCUCAUUUCCCGAGCUACUGAGGCGGCAUUGGAUCGCAAAAAACGAGUCCGGCAUGCGGCGCUGGAUGUGCUGGCAGUGCUGGGUCAAAUAAGCUCCCCGAAGUUGGUCCUAGACGUCGUGUGUACUGCCGUGGGAACGCGACCGGAAGGGAAUCAUCUGAUCACAGCCGUCAAGGCACGGCUCGCACGGAAGCAGCUGCCCUUCAUCGGCCCGGAUGGGAGUGUCGAGUACGCGGUCAAAGUUCCUUCCAGCCGAUCCAGCUCGGUCAUCAUGUUUGGAGCCGACGUGGACUGGAUCGAGGCUGGUAGUGGUUCCGCUUCGCCUACAUUCAACCGACCGGGGCGCCACAAGUACCCGAGCUUCCAGGUGGAAAACAGUUCGCUCGACGAAAUAAGACAGAAACCUAGCUUUAAAAUAUUUGAUGAUAUCAAACAACCCAUUGAAUCACCUCGUGUUAUUACUUCAGGUUGGACUUCAAAAAUCCCCGUUUCACAUUAUGACAACAACGGUCAGUCAAUGGCCACAAAUGCGUCUCGCACCCUGUACGGCAAUGGGCAAUCGUCCCGGUCGUAUCCCGAGCUGCUGGAUAGCAAACUAGCCGGUGGGAAACCCAGUGGACACAAGAUGGAUGGACAGUUACAGUCUGGCAUACCGCAAAUCUCCAAUGGCAAAUUACCACGCCAUACGAGUAUGGCAUCGAGGUUUCCCGAAAUGGAUCCGAAAGCGAACGGAAAAGUGAACGGUCAGAAGAGCACGAACCCUUAUGAAAUGAGAACUCCCCGAACGCGCGGCAAGUUGUAUUCCCGCAAUAGCGACGGGUUUAUGAGCGAUACUAUCGCCAGUGCCAACAAACAGGUUCACAAUAAUGACACUCGACCUGCUACUGAUCCCGUAGUGGAAAACGAGGGUUUCCGCCAAUCGAAAAGCGGUAUGCGGUUCUACAAUCCAAAUCACUUGGAAAGCAACGGCAAACAGCUAGUGACGACGCAUGCGCAUAUAGACCAGCAAUCUCAUGCAACGCCAAGCAAGUGCUAUAACAACCAGACAGGCACCGGUGAGCCAAACAAUCGGAGCAACAGUGCAACCCACGGCGAGCGGUACUUUGGAGAUUUCGUCACCGGCAGGAGAGGUAGUGCUGGGGGUGGCGGUGGUGCCGGAACUGCGCCCAGUACCCCGAGUCGGGCAAGGUUUCUUGGCGACGACCUAUCGAAUGAAGUUCCGGUGAUCAACCAGGAGAGCUACAUCAUUCAGCGGGAUGAGCACUACGACAGUGACCAGGACGAGCGGUCAAGCAACGAUUCCACCUCCACCAGGAUUAUCUCUAACAGUAUCUUCAACCUAAGGGAUCGAGAUCGGGACCGGGUGACGGUCUUGGACGAUCGAGGCAGCUUUGCACCGUCCGUAGCAUCCGCUUCUCGGCCGCAAUCGGUUAGUUCGCACAAAUCCAUCGGUUCUGGUGCUCUCAAGCAGCAGCAGCAACUUACGGAUGGAAGACUUUCACGAACAAGCAAUGUGUCGUACGCCAGAAACCAUUCCGCCAGUGACAAUGUCUCCCUCAAGUCGAACCGGUCGGCAACGGGAAAGAGUCCAUUAGCCAACGAGGAAGGGGAAUGGUAUGGCGAACGAGCAGCAACACCGAUACCGAGUGAAAUCGACGGAAUCAGCUCCAAUCAGAUUCAGUAUGAGUCCGACUACGACGUUGAGGACGAUGAUGCGCGCAAGGAAGACAGCAAUGGCCAAGGUGCGAGGCCGAUGGGUACACCAAAACGUUAUCCUACGCCAAGUCCACUGCCACUGCAAGGGUCUUAUUCCACGGAAAACUUAUCGGUGCGCAAUGCUUUCCAUCAUGAGGCGCACAACGAUGAGGCCGAGGAGAUAGAGGAGGAAAUAGACAUUCAUCCGAGAAGUCGAGGACAGUCGGCUAGCUUAGGCAACCUUCGGCACCUACCGGACGACGAGGACCGUACUGGAAAUGAUGAACCGCCGAUUGGUUUGCGAGCACCACCGAAAAAGAAGAAACCAUUUUUGGUACGACGCAGCAGUAGGGUGGCUCCGGCCAAGGAAGCUGCCUCGGGGGUGAAGACCAAGAACAAACUCAACGAGGUCAUAUUCCAGAAAACACUUCGCAAAUUCGACAAACCCAAGGACGCCCUCAGUAACUGCCUAUCUCACCUGGAAAGCCCAAACUGGGAGCAAAACAUCAGUGGUCUACAAUUCUUCGUGCGACUAAUACGGCAUCAUCCGGAGGUGAUUGAUACACAGAUCCACCUCCUCUCCGUCGCCUUGGCCAAGCAAGUGCGCAACCUACGCUCACAAGUAGCACGAGCCGCGUGUCAAGCAUCGGGUGAAUUUUUCUCGACCCAUCGCCGCUGCAUCGAGGGUGAGGCUGAGGACAUCGCCACCCACCUUCUGCAUCGCACGGCGGACACCAACAAGUUCCUGCGGGCCGACGCUACACAAGCCCUGGAGUCGAUGUGCGACAACAUAUCCAUCCCGAAGGUGGUGCACAUCAUCGCCUUCAAAGGAGCCACACAUCAGAAUGCGGUCGUACGAACGACGGCCGCAAAGUUGCUCGACAAGAUUGUGCAAAAGAUCGGUAGCGAAAAGGUGUUUGCUCUGCCGAAAGAGACACGCGAUAAAUUGAUAUUGACAGGCGCACAUCUACUGCUGGAAGGAUCGCUGGAAACGCGCAACUUCACAAAGAGUGUGUUUCGCCAACUUUCCGACCAUCCCAGCUACAGCAAAGUAUUAUUAGAAGUGAUACCGUCGCGAACGUAUCGAAACAUAGAGAAAUCGCUUAACAGCAUUCGGCAAAUGUCCUGA